UUUAAAGCUACCCGCAGUCCGCAGCGCUUUAAGAGAACCGGCGAAUACAGAAACCCUAAUUUCUUCACAGCGGGGCGAAUUCCUUUUUCGUGCUUCCGGUUAUCAACGAUCAUGGCUGACUCUCCCCGCAGAAGGUACUCAAGGUCCCCUUUGCCUUACAAGGGGAGGUCAACGUCUCGAUCAAAGGGACAAUCCCAGUCCAGGUCCCGGUCUCCCCGACCUAGGAGCCGGUCAAGAUCACAAUCUCCAAGUCACAACAGGAAUGAUGUUGCGAAUUCCGGUAAUACUCUUUACGUAACCGGCCUUUCCUCCCGGGUUACAGAAAGAGACCUUGAAGAACAUUUUUCGAAAGAGGGAAAGGUCACGGACUGCCGCCUCAUCGUGGAACCCCGUACCCGAAUCUCCCGUGGCUUUGCGUUUCUCACCAUGGAAACCACUGAAGCUGCUGAACGCUGUGUCAGACACCUUAAUCAGUCGGUUUUGGAGGGUCGUUACAUAACCGUUGAGAAGUCCAGAAGAAAGCGUCCGAGGACGCCCACACCCGGACAGUAUCUUGGUCUGAAGAAUUCCCGCGAGCCUGGCUAUCGCUACGAUCGUGACCGUGAUCGUGGAAGGUUUCGUGGGGGCUAUGGAAGGGAUGAAUAUUAUGGCGGUUAUCGAAGGUCUCCGAGGCGCUCGCCUUACCGUGGCGGCCGCGAUUAUUCUCCUCCACGCUACUCACCUUAUGGUGGCAGAUCUAGAAGGGAGCGGUCGAGGUCCCUGCCGGAUUCGCCUUAUGGUAGUCCAGACAGAGGCGGAUAUGGAAAGCGCUCAAACAUGUAUGUUCGGUAAGUUUGGAUACUAUUUUUGGGUAUAUUUGUCAUUAAACUUGAAGCUUAUGUUUGUUUGGUAGAGAUUUUUAAAACCUUAAACCAGUUUUUGCUUGUUCUCUCUGCUCAUUGGGAUAGAUUUCAGGAUGUUCUUAGGUUUAUGAUGUGGGAUAUGUGACAUGAAUGUUCCGUUUUAAUGAUGAUUUUCUGUUCUGUUUUUUUUAUUUUA
Messenger RNA from Phalaenopsis equestris, 1038 nucleotides. RefSeq names its product serine/arginine-rich splicing factor SR45a-like. The transcript is spliced from 7 exons. Gene Ontology annotation, molecular function: RNA binding. Gene Ontology annotation, cellular component: spliceosomal complex. Gene Ontology annotation, biological process: positive regulation of mRNA splicing, via spliceosome. Lineage: Eukaryota; Viridiplantae; Streptophyta; Magnoliopsida; Asparagales; Orchidaceae. The coding region runs from base 112 to 831 and encodes 239 amino acids. The record is from RefSeq and is a predicted model, not a curated record.